Messenger RNA from Diorhabda carinulata, 364 nucleotides. RefSeq lists its product as uncharacterized. The coding region runs from base 75 to 350 and encodes 91 amino acids. The record is from RefSeq and is a predicted model, not a curated record. NCBI's taxonomy places the organism in Eukaryota, Metazoa, Arthropoda, Insecta, Coleoptera, Chrysomelidae. The transcript has 3 exons.
AUUGCACUCCGUAUGAAGCCGGUUUUGUACAAAAUCGCCUGUAUAAACCCGGCUUUAUACAAUUUCGGGCUUGUAUGGGCUACAACGGCCGUACUUGUAUUUUACGAACAUUGUGUGAAGCGUCCCAAAGAUUUUCCCCAAAAGAAGAUAAUCUUCUAAACUUCAUUUUAAAGCUAAUUUUCAAAUACCCCAAAGAGCGGAUUCUCCCCUCCGAACCGGAAGAACACCGCAUUUACCACUUGGCGGGACAAAUGGGAAGGGAAAGUCACGACUGCACCGAAAUAUUUAAUUGUCCCUUUUCAUUAAUUGACGUCGCUCUUGGUCGCUACUCAGAUUAUUUAUUGAAUUAAAUUUUUUUUAUACA